This is a messenger RNA of Trichomycterus rosablanca, 2033 nucleotides long. RefSeq names its product TUB bipartite transcription factor (gene tub). NCBI's taxonomy places the organism in Eukaryota, Metazoa, Chordata, Actinopteri, Siluriformes, Trichomycteridae. Gene Ontology annotation, biological process: protein localization to cilium. The transcript is spliced from 12 exons. Gene Ontology annotation, cellular component: cilium. The coding region runs from base 258 to 1769 and encodes 503 amino acids. The record is from RefSeq and is a predicted model, not a curated record.
AGACAGUGAGAGACAGUGAGAGAAGCGAAGGAAGAUAAAGCAGGACUUACAGACGAACAAAUGAGGAGCGGUGGUCAUCGACUCAAAGGCUGGCUGCAAAACAGAAAAAGAGGGACUAAAGAUUAAUUUUACAGCUGCAGACGAAUUCAGACAAUGUUCGCACAGCUCGGUCUCCCAAAUCAUCGCUGUCAUCCAACGCUCUGCCUCAGCCCUCCCCAGCCCCCCUUUUAUUCAAAGAACAUUUGACACAACGAGAUAUGAGCUCCAAACACUCACUGGAUUGGAUCCCGUACAGUACCCUAGACGAUGAGGGCAGUAACCUACGGCAGCAGAAGCUGGAUAGACAACGGGCUCUUCUUGAGCAGAAGCAAAAAAAGAAGCGUCAGGAGGCGCUGAUGGUACAGUCGAAUCUAGAUGGGCGGUCUCGGGCCCGUAGGACCAGGCAGUCUGAGGAGCAGGCUCCGCUUGUGGAAUCAUAUCUCAGCAGCAACAGCAGCACCAUCUUUCAUGUACAAGAAGCUGAGCAGGAGGAGGUCAAGGCUGUAGGAGAGGUUCAGGCUCCUCGCUCGUCUAAAAAAUCCAAGUCACUAACAUCCACCCCACAGACGGGCAGUGCCAAAAAGGAGAAAAAAGGCAAGCACAAAGGACUUCAUGGGUCAGCUGCAUUUCAGGAUGAGAGCCAGGACCUCAGCAGCCAAAUCCAGAUUCUAAACGUGGGUCACUCACCUGGACAAGAGGGCGAAACUGAGGGCCAGGCAGAGGUGGUCAGCAGCACUCGGUCCCAGAGCAAGCAGGACCUACGGGUCACCAUGCUCAAAAAAGGUAUCUCAAGUAGCAUGAACUUCGAUGAAGAGGAAGAGGAGGACGAUGAGGUCAGUUCGAGUUCAUCUCAACUAAACAGCAACACCAGGCCUGGUUCUGCCACCAGCAAGAAGUCCAGCAAGGAGGCUGCCUCAGCUUCUACUCCAGUGACCAACGAACCAUCCAUCGAUGUGGGCGACCUGGAAGAGUUUACCCUGAGGCCAGCCCCACAGGGGGUGACAAUCAAAUGCAGGAUCACUCGGGAUAAAAAAGGCAUGGACAGGGGGAUGUAUCCUACGUACUACCUCCAUCUCGAAAAAGAAGAUGGCAAAAAGGCUUUCCUUUUAGCCGGAAGAAAGAGAAAGAAGAGCAAAACAUCCAAUUACCUCAUCUCUAUUGAUCCUACUGACUUGUCUCGAGGUGGAGAGAGCUUCAUUGGAAAAUUAAGGUCGAACCUGAUGGGGACCAAGUUUACAGUUUAUGAUAAUGGGAUGAAUCCAGGCAAGACCACGUCCAGCUUAGAGGCCAGCAACCUACGUCAGGAGCUAGCAGCUGUCUGCUAUGAAACCAAUGUUUUGGGUUUUAAAGGCCCACGGAAGAUGAGCGUGAUUAUUCCUGGAAUGAACAUGGAUCAUGAAAGAGUCUGCAUUAAACCACGAAAUGAGCAUGAAACACUGCUGGCCCGCUGGCAGAACAAGAGCACAGAGAGUGUGAUUGAGCUUCACAACAAGACACCUGUGUGGAACGAUGACACCCAGUCCUAUGUGCUGAACUUUCAUGGCAGGGUCACCCAAGCCUCUGUGAAAAACUUCCAGAUCAUUCACGAUAAUGAUCCGGACUACAUAGUGAUGCAGUUCGGAAGAGUAGCUGAGGACGUCUUCACCAUGGAUUACAGCUAUCCUAUGUGCGCUCUGCAGGCCUUUGCAAUUGCUUUGUCCAGCUUUGACAGCAAGCUGGCAUGUGAGUAGUAGUCUGAGACAUUUUAGAACUCUAGCAAAGAUAACUGGACAUCAAAAUCCUUCAAGAGUCCUCAUGAACACCCAUACUGGAAAAAUGUAGAAUCUCUAGGCUGUUGGAACACCAGGUGCCGUGUGUGAAUAAAAUGCUGUUUCUGCUUCUUGGAUAAAUGAACUAUGGACAUUGAGGGGAAAAAAGCACAAAGAGUAAACCAAUGUUGCUUCUUAAGCACCGGAACUAUUAUUUACAUGUCAAUGCUACAGGACAUGCAUUUG